GCUCCGUCUCCAGACCCUCCGACCCGGCCUGAGGCCCCUACGCCCGAGGAGAAAAAAGCUCUUCCGGGCGCCGUGAAGCUGCCCGGGCCCGCGGUCAAUUUAUCCGAGCUGCAGAACGUGAAGAGCGAACUACGAUGGGUCACCAAGGAAUAA
Messenger RNA from Menidia menidia (Atlantic silverside), 153 nucleotides. The record is from the annotation of a GenBank genome assembly. NCBI's taxonomy places the organism in Eukaryota, Metazoa, Chordata, Actinopteri, Atheriniformes, Atherinopsidae.